Molecule: messenger RNA, 2418 nt
Organism: Octopus bimaculoides (California two-spot octopus)
Lineage: Eukaryota; Metazoa; Mollusca; Cephalopoda; Octopoda; Octopodidae
Biological process (GO): homophilic cell-cell adhesion; synapse organization; sarcomere organization
Cellular component (GO): plasma membrane; neuronal cell body; cortical actin cytoskeleton
Molecular function (GO): small GTPase binding; axon guidance receptor activity; myosin binding
Source: RefSeq, a predicted model, not a curated record
AUGAAGGGCGAAGGGAGUCCGGGGGCUAUCUAUACGGAACUUACGGAUGAUGAACGGGAGAAGAUCCUUGAAGUGAUACAACGAGAUUUCGCACUUCGGGAAAAUGAAAAGAAACGGCUCAAACAAAUAGAAGAAGGAGUUACCAACCAAGAACAGCAGAAGAAAGUACUUUGUCAGAAAAAGAAUUUCAACGAUAAUUUUUGUCCAUCUUGCUGUCGAGCGUUUGGUUACAUUUUCAACCGGAAGCAGAUAUCUGACAGUGAGUUACACUCUUACCCCCAGUUACUCGGUGAUCGCAACCCCUAUGACUUUGAUGAACAUCAAAAUCAUGAUUUGGAAAAUUCAGAACUUAACUCUUCCACAAGUUCUCGCUCUCUUGACCGAAGCAACCAUGGAAGCUACCACCAUCUGCCUCAAAGUCCAUCUCUUGAUAACGUUUCCACAACGAGCUUGUCCAAAGCGAAAUCUCUAGAUUCUAUCUCAAGUGAUAUUCUACCACCACGCCAGUAUCAACCCUGGAAUCUUCCAAUAAGAGAUAUAUCAAAAGUUCAAGAGAUACAAAUUGGUACACAUCCAAUCAGACAUGCAAAAAACAACCAUGGUUCUAAAAUAUUUCAGACAAAAGACAUUUACAAAGAAGCAUUUGAAAACACGCGGAAGAUUGAAGAGAAGAAGUUUCGGGUUAAGUUUGAUACUCUCCUUGGUCAGAUGCAGAAAGCUCUGGAAAAACAAUCCCAUGAUGACCAGUCAAAUAUUUCAUUUGGUGACAUAAUGGUUAAUUAUCGCAGCCGUAUUCGAGAAUUGUUGUCUGAUUUAUCACAGCGGUUACAGCUGGCUGUUGAGAACUAUCUCGAAGACGAUGAGAACUCUGCUGCUUCAUCACAGAAAGUUAAACAAAUUGUAUCUCGCUUGGUCGAGGAUCAUCUGGGAGAGUCUGUUGAUCUGACAUCUGAUGAAGCUGUAUCAGAUCUAUCAUCACUUUCUGACGACUCCUUCGAAGGUCACCAUUCUUAUGAGGACCAACUGGCACAGGCUGUUGUUUCUAAGGUUGUAGAAAAUCAAAGAUUGAAAGAUUUAACUAUUCAUUCUGGACCACUUGAUAAGAACUCCAUUAUUCCAAACUACCAACUACCACAAGAAAAUCUCAUCAGUCAAACUGCUGCCGUUAAUUUAAAAACACCAAAUAAAUCACCACCAAUUAGGAAGCCAUUAUGUCCCAAAUAUGUAGACGAACAAGUAAUAACUUAUGAACCACCUAUCAAAAAAUCUGUUGUUGAGCACAAGGAAUCAUCUAAUCUAAAGCUAGGCAGUGCUUAUGGUGAACUCUCUGGUAGACCCCUAAAUAAAGGCAUCAACUUAGAUGAUGUGGUAUUAGAUUCGCCAGAGAUUGAUCCAGAUUAUCUCUCCCUUAAUUUGCCUCCUAUUAAGGAAACUGCUGAUGAGGAAGACGUGAAAGAUGAAGAGAAUGUUGGACUGACAAAAUUUCGAGACCGGAAUUGGAUUCUUCGGAGACUGAAUACUAAUGCCAGUCUUGACGACAUACCAGCAAACCAUUCAGUCUUGGUACCGCAACCUGAAGAGAAUUUAUUUCCAAGAAUUGGAGAUAGAGAUGCUGAUGACUUGUCUGAUCUUUCUGAAAUUGAUGAGACUGAAAUAGAGGACCUCGAUAUACUCUCAACUGUAAAUAAUAUUUCUGAAAGUGUACCAAACUCAAUAGUAGCCACUUUCAAUAGUCCUUCUCAAACUGUCCCUAGUUCCAGGGACCUUUCUCCCAAAACAGACAUUUCUAAGACACAAAAUGAAGUAGACAGUUUGAAAUCAAAAAAUAUAAAUACUGUUGAAAACCUACCUGAACCUGAAGAAAAGUCAAUUCCUUCUGAAACUGGUGACCCCAAAUUUGUAAUUCCUCCUGUGAGCACAACAGGUGUUGAGGGCGAAGCAUUGAUUCUGAACUGUCGGGUUGAAGGGACCGAGCCUAUUGACGUGUUUUGGUUCCAUGUUGGAUAUGAAGUUGUGAAACUGGGAGACAGUGAGAAAUAUGAGAUUAAGAAAGAUGAACUGGACAGACACACGUUAACGGUGUAUCACCCUUCUAAAGAUGAUGCUGGACAAUAUAUGUGCAUUGCUGUCAAUGAUGUGGGAAAGUGUUCUGAGUAUUUUAUUGUGACACUCAACAAAAACACCCAGCCAAUGAAAAUUCCAGAACUGUUGAAGAAAUUCGAUGACAUCGAGGUGAGGGCAGGUCAGUUGGUGAGGUUUCGGUGUAAGGUCAAAGGAUAUCCUCCACCACGCAUCACAUGGUACAAAGAUGGCAAGAUUCUGAAGGAGUUCGGUAACUUGAAGUUGGUAUUCACUGUUGAAAAGCUACUUCAGAUAAACGACCGUGCGUUGCUUUUCAUGUCACUGAAACAUGUUUAA